AGUAGCAAAUAAACCACCGUAUCAUUGACACCUUGUUUCUGUGAUCAGUCCCUGUAAAAGUAGUGAACCUUAAUACCAAAACAUAUGGUCGAUAAUCGAGCCGGAUCUAACGAUGUGUCUCUUGUGACGUUAUAACUAUCAAGUACUAAACAAAAGGACGGACCGGGCGGUCGAGGCAAGAACAAAAGAACCUUUUUUUACCUGAGUGGGACUUGUGCAAGUUAUAAGACAUUUUACGAACGUUUGAAUAAUUACAUAUUUGAGUUAUCGAAGUGAAACUAGUUUGUUUAUAUUACAUUUGUGGAACGUUUUAUACAUUUGUGGAACAUUUAUAUAAAUAUGGCCACUACUCCGGAACAAAUAUUAUCUUUAUUAGAAAAUACUGCGGCAUUAUUACAAAAGGCUCAGAACAACCUAAAGAAAUGUCCUAAGCAGCGACUUACAAAAGGAUACAUUGAAACUCGACUGCAAAUGAUAGAAGAGUAUUGGAAUUCUUUUAAAAAAUCACAUCAAGAGCUUGUAAAAUGUGUUCCCAAAGAAAAGAAGCAAAAUAUACCUUAUUUCGCAAACGAAGACUAUUUUAUUUAUGAGGAUCUAUAUUUAUGUUUACAAGCCGACCUAAGAGAUUUAUUGUCAACAUUAACACAGCCGAUAUCAUUGCAUCCUAGUAUACCUACCAACCCUAUUACAUCCAAUGAAGGAAUAGUCAAAUUACCACGGAUACAACUGCCUUCUUUUACCGGUAUUUACGAAGAAUGGCCUGCAUUUCAAGAUCUAUUUAUGUCGUUAGUGCACAACAACUCAUCUCUUAGUAAAGUACAAAAACUUCACUAUUUAAAGAGUAGCCUUAGUGGUGAAGCCGAAACUCUGUUGAAGCAUAUUCAAGUAACAGAAAAUAAUUAUGAUCAGUCAUGGGUGAUGCUUAAAACUCGUUACGGAAAUAAACGUAUAAUAGUAAAUUCUCUAUUGAAAAGAUUAUUUAUGCAGAGGAAAAUCCCUGCCCAAACUGCAAACUAUAUAAAAGCACUUCUCGAUACCACUACAGAAUGCAUUAAUAGCUUAAAAAAUCUUACAAUUUCAACCGACUCUUGGGAUCCAUUAAUUAUAUUUCUCGUUGUGCAGAAGUUGGACCCGGAGACGCACAGAGAAUGGGAGAAGUUUGCUUACCGGGAAAAUUCUGACGAAUUACCUUUGUGGGCGGAUCUCUGUAAGUUUUUACAAUCGAAAUUUCGUACAUUAGAGUUAAUCACACCUUCACCAAGGGACAAGAUAAUAAGAAAUAAAGAAAAUACGCUACAUGUUGCUACUGCGGCUACGUCUAAAUUAAGGAGUUGCCUAAUGUGUAAAGAAAAUCAUACACUGUGUCACUGUAGGGAAUUUACUAAGAUGGAACCAACAGAAAGGUGUCAAUAUCUAAAGAACCACAAUCUGUGUUUUAAUUGUUUGGCCCCAGGAUACUCUGCAAAGAAAUGUCGUCUCAACAUGUCCUGUCGUAUAUGUCAUAAACGUCACCACUCUUUAGUACACCAAAACAUGGUGAAGUCAUCAAAUCAACCAGACAAUGACCAAGCGCACGAAGCGAAGAAUAAUGAUCAAGGAAGCUCUGCAAAUCCAACAAUAUCAAAUGUUCAGUUAUCAUCACACUUUGCUACUAGUACCACCACAGCAUUAUUGGCUACAGCACUCAUAGUUGUCAGGGAUCAACUGGGACAUACAGCUGUACUACGUGCCUUAAUAGACCAUGGCUCACAAGCCACAUUUAUAAGUGAAAGAGCUGCUCAGACACUUAAACUGAAACGCACUGCUAUUAAAGGUACAGUUACAGGCAUGGGAUGCAGCAAAACAAUUUUGAAGCAAGCUGCUGAAAUACAACUUUUAUCAAGAUACGAAGCAAACUUUAACCUCAAUAUCAAAGUUUACAUAAUGCCAACUCGUCUUACAUGUCAGUUACCAACUCAAACCAUUUGCCUGAAGAACUGUUCACACCUCCAAGGCCUCGUAUUAGCAGAUCCAGGCUUCAAUCAACCAGGACGGAUAGAUAUGUUAUUAGGUGUGGACGUAUGUGCCCAAAUUAUGAAAGGUGAAGUAAUCAAAGGUCCUCCAGGCACUCCAUGUGCUCAAAAUACCAGCCUGGGAUGGAUUCUGUUUGGCCACAUACAAAGCAACAGAGAAAAUUAUGAGGUCAGUGUCAUGCAUCUUAAUUUGAAUUUAGAUGACAUGCUGAGGAAUAUGUGGGAGCAAGGUACAGAUGAAAAAAGAGCAUUAACAGCAGAAGAAAAAACAUGUGAAGAAAUAUAUCAGGCUACAACGCACAGAACAUCAGAAGGACGUUAUAUUGUAAAACUUCCAACAAAACAAAAAACACUUUUAUCACCAUCAGGAAGAACAAGAGAUAUAGCACUAAGAAAUUUGUAUCAAUUAGAAAAGAAAUUCGAAAAAGAUCAAAGCUUAGAAAGUGAAUACACAAGGGUGAUGCAAGAAUAUACAGAGUUAAAUCAUUUAGAGAGAGUACCAGAAAAUGAAAUUAACAACCCAGCAGUCUACCUUCCUCAUCAUGCCGUUGUAAGGCAAGAUAAAGAAACAAGUAAAGUGAGAACAGUUUUUAAUGCUUCGCAAAAGGGAAACAAUAACAUUUCCCUCAAUGAAGAGCUACUGGUAGGACCACAGUUACAAGACGACAUGAGAAGCUUAAUCAUGAGAUGGCGAAUGAAAAGGAUCUGUUUUGUUGCUGACAUCCAAAAAAUGUACCGUCAAAUUUUAGUCUCAAAAGAAGAUAGAGAUUUACAAAGGAUAUUAUGGAGAAAUUGCAAAAUCCAACCAGUACAAGAUUAUCGUCUCCUGAGAGUUACGUUUGGAACUGCUUCUGCUCCAUAUUUAGCAGUAAGAACCUUGCAUCAAGUUGCGGAAGACGAAGGUCGAGAUUACUCUGAUGCUGCCAGAAUUAUAAAGGAAGACUUUUACAUGGAUGAUCUGAUGUCAGGCAAGGACACACUUCAAGAUGCAAUCAAAGUAGCGAAAGAGAUUGGGUUUAUUUUGCAGAAGGGAGGUUUCACUCUUCAGAAGUGGUGCUCAAACAACGCAGAGUUCUUAAAACAAUUUGAACCCUCUGAAAGAAGUUCUCAAGUACACCUAGAUAUAAAGAUAGAUGGAACAAUACGGGCACUAGGCUUACAAUGGGACAUGGGAAAAGAUGUAUUUAAAUAUAGUCUUCACUUACCUUCUAUGGCUGCUACUGUAACUAAGAGAACAAUCCUAGCCGACAUUCAAAGAUUAUUUGAUCCACUUGGCUGGUUAGCACCUUCUAUAUUGCCUGCAAAAUUACUCAUACAACAUUUAUGGAUACAAGGAAUUUCAUGGGAUGAAGAAGUUAACCACUUAAUUGCAGAAAAAUGGAGAAAACUGCGAGAAAGCUACCAAUACUUACCUGAGGUAGAGAUCAACCGGUGGCUGCAUACAUCUGAAAAUGUAAUGAAUAAUGUUACAGUUCAUGGUUUUUGUGACGCAUCUACUCAAGCAUACGCUGCAGUUGCUUACUUAAGAGUUCAAACUAUAGAUGGAUUGGUUAAGACAGAAAUAAUCGCAGCGAAAACACGUUUAGCUCCUAUCAAACCUCAAUCCUUACCUCGUUUGGAGCUUAACGGGGCUGUACUCCUGGCGGGACUCCUGAAAAAAAUAAAGGAAGCUAUGAAAAUACCUACCUGUCAAAUAUUCGCGUGGACGGAUUCCACCAUAGUACUCUCUUGGCUUUUUGGAGAUCCUGCAAGGUGGAAUACAUUUGUGAGAAACAGAGUUGUUGAGAUAUUAGACAACAUUGGCAACCAGAAUUGGUAUCACGUCCAAUCACAAGACAACCCUGCUGAUGCAGCUUCUAGAGGGAAGCACGUGCUAGAUCUGAAAGGUGAUAAAAUGUGGUGGAACGGUCCUGAAUGGCUAAGCACAAGUAAUAUUAAAUACAGCAGACCAGCAAACAUAACAACGAACCUAGAAAGAAAGAUCAUAUCAGUACAAGUGAAUCUAAAACAAACAAACGAAAGUUCUAGUAUAGCUACUAAGUUUAACAGAUUUGAUAAUUUAACAGAACUAUUAAAGGUUAUAACAUAUUGCAAAAGAUUCUUCAAAGGAAGGGAAUUGGAAAAUAAGGCAACUACAAUAACUACAAAAGAAUUAGAAGAAGCUUUAAAAACAUGUAUAAAAAUUGUACAAAGGGACACAUUUGAAGAAGACAUACAAAACCUAAAAUCAAUAAAAAGGGUAAAAAAUUAUAGUAAAAUAAAGUCUCUUUUACCUUACCUGGAUGAUGAAGGUAUCCUCAGGGUGGGCGGCCGAUUACGUCACUCUGACCUUGAUGAAAAUUGCAAACAUCCUAUUAUAUUAGACAGCGAAAAUCACUUGAGUGCACUUAUAGUAUCUGAUGCUCACUUGAAGACACUACAUGGUGGAACGCAAUUGAUGCUUGGAUAUUUAAGAUUAAAAUACUGGAUCCUGAAAUCAAAGAAAUUGGUAAAAUUUAAAAUUCGCAAUUGCCUCAUAUGUGCCAAGCAAAACGCUGUAGCUAAAUCACAAUUAAUGGGAGACUUACCUCGUGUAAGAAUUACGCCUGCUCGACCCUUUCUACACAGUGGAGUAGACUUUGCUGGCCCUUACCAAAUCCUGAGAUCUAAAGGUAGAGGAUUUAAUACAAUUAAGGCUUACAUAGCAAUCUUUGUUUGCAUGUCAACGAAAGCCAUACACCUAGAAUUGGUUGGAGACCUUACCUCGGAGGCCUUUAUUGGAGCUUUCAGAAGAUUUGUAGCAAGAAGGGGAAGAUGUGCACAUCUCUGGAGCGACCAGGGAAGAAACUUCGUAGGUGCCAACAAAGAACUUGUAGCAGCUUGGGCAGACGCAAAGAUGAAGUUCGAGGGUCAUAUUUCUGAAAUGUUAGCAUUAGAUGGCACACAAUGGCAUUUCAUACCUGCCUAUAGUCCUCACAUGGGCGGAUUAUGGGAAGCAGGUGUCAAAUCAAUGAAAUACCACAUGAAAAGAAUAUUGACUUGCAACCUAACCUAUGAAGAAAUGACGACCUUACUGUGUCAAAUAGAAGCUUGCCUUAACUCACGCCCGCUUAGCCCUAUUGAUGACUCAGAUACGGACAACAUACUGCCACUUACCCCAGGGCACUUCUUAAUAGGCGAAGCUCCAAUCAAUGUACCCCACUCUGAUCUAAAGAACAUUCCUGUCAGCCACUUGUCACGAUGGCAACAUCAACAGAAGCUUCUAUCAGAUUUUUGGCGAAGAUGGCAACAAGAGUACUUGACCAGGUUACAGCAGAGACCUAAGUGGCAAGAAAAGGUGAAGGAAUUUGAAAUAGGACGCAUUGUUCUUAUAAAAUGUGACAAUCUCCCUCCUGGCAAAUGGAUGCUGGGUCGUGUGGUGGAUAAGCACCCAGGUCAUGAUGGAGUGACUAGGGUGUAUAGUGUUAAAAGUGGUGAAAGUGUAGUGCAAAGACCAAUGAACAAAUUGUGUCCUUUACCUAUAGAUAUAGACUGAUGUUUUAUUCUAAAUCAUUUAUGGUUAAAUUUUAUUUUGCAUGUAUUAAAUGUUCUAGUAUGUAUUCCCAUUUACAUGAAAAUUGUGUCAAAUAGUUUUUUUUUUAUUUUGAUUGUAAUAUGUCCAUUACUAUAAAGCUUAAUGAAUUUAGGGUGUUACCUUUAUCAAACAUGUAUGUAAUCACAUAUAUUGUAUAACAAAUGUCAUGUAAAAUUAUUAUAUUUGGAGAAUGUCUGAAAUGUAACAAGUUAGAUAAUAAAGGACUUUAUGAGUCCUUUGGUGGGCGGCAUGUUCGAGCAAUAUUGUAAUGCGUGUGUGUUGUAUGUAAGAUGAACAGUAUACAAGUGUGAGUGAGGUCUUUAAUAAGGUAAAAUGUAAUUUAAAUGUUUAGUAGCAAAUAAACCACCGUAUCAUUG
Molecule: messenger RNA, 5942 nt
Organism: Parnassius mnemosyne (clouded apollo)
Lineage: Eukaryota; Metazoa; Arthropoda; Insecta; Lepidoptera; Papilionidae
Source: the annotation of a GenBank genome assembly